This is a messenger RNA of Talaromyces atroroseus, 792 nucleotides long. RefSeq lists its product as hypothetical. Gene Ontology annotation, molecular function: oxidoreductase activity. The coding region runs from base 1 to 792 and encodes 263 amino acids. NCBI's taxonomy places the organism in Eukaryota, Fungi, Ascomycota, Eurotiomycetes, Eurotiales, Trichocomaceae. The record is from RefSeq and is a predicted model, not a curated record. The transcript is spliced from 2 exons.
AUGGCGUCCUCAAACACAGACCAGUCCAAACCCCAAAAUCUUGCGGGCAAAAUUGCAAUAGUGACUGGGGCGUCUCGCAGUAUCGGCGCCGGCAUAGCACUUGAGCUGGCACAAAGGGGAGCCAAGGUAGCCAUAACAUAUACACAAUCCAAAAGCGAUGCCCAAGCGCAAGGUGUAGUCGACCAAAUCAAGGCUCUGGGCAACGGCAGCUCAGCCAUCGCAAUUAGGACAGACUUGCGACUGGCGUCGUCUGCCAAAGUGAUCGUUGAUGAGACCGUCCGAAAAUUUGGCCCCCAUAUUGACAUCCUUGUCAACAAUGCGGGAGUGGAACUGGUCAAGUCGAUCGCGGAAAUCACCCCUGAAGAUUUCAGUUUUGUGUACGAUCUUAAUGUUCGUGCACCAAUGCUUUUGAUGAAGGAGGUUCUGCAGUACCUGCGCUCUCCAGGACGGAUUGUGAAUGUGGGAUCGGUCGCUGCCAGAUAUGGUUUCAACAGUUUGUCCGUGUACUGCUCGACGAAAGCGGCAAUAGAAGCAUUGUCGCGUUGCUGGGCUGCAGAGCUAGGUGGUGCAAAACAUACUGUUAACACAGUGAAUCCGGGACCUGUAUCGAGCGAGCUGCUCGACAAUAUUCCUCAGGAUAUUAUCGACAUGCAAAAAGCAAACACCCCGGCGGAGAAGAGACUGGGGACGGUUGAUGAUGUUGCACAAAUCGUGGCCUGGCUUGCGAGCGAGGAAAGCAGAUGGGUGACGGGACAGGCUAUAUCGGCGAGCGGUGGCUUUGUGAUGUACUGA